Papilio polytes (common Mormon) is the source of this 736-nucleotide messenger RNA. RefSeq lists its product as uncharacterized. The transcript has 2 exons. Lineage: Eukaryota; Metazoa; Arthropoda; Insecta; Lepidoptera; Papilionidae. The record is from RefSeq and is a predicted model, not a curated record. Gene Ontology annotation, cellular component: nucleus. Gene Ontology annotation, molecular function: zinc ion binding. Bases 218 to 481 code for a protein of 87 amino acids.
AGAGUAUAAUCUGUAGAAUGAUGUAUUGAUUAUUUGUUAUCUGUGAGAAAAAUUGUCAGAAUUUGUUGUGAAUGUCAAUUGUGAUGUUUUCCAUUGUUAUUAAAAACAAAACCAAAAUUCUAAAAUCAUACUGUUUUGAUGCAUUUUAAGUUCCUCCUAAGAAGCUGCGAAGAAAUAUAUUGUUUAGUAAAAAUAAGUGUUGUAUAAUUUUCUCAAGAUGGGUAGUUUGGAUAGAGCUGUUAUAACUGGGUUUAUUUGUCGAUUAUGUUCAGAAAUGCACCGAGUCGUUAUACAUAUCUACGGCCACGAAGGCAUUCGUUUAAAUAUAUCUGAAAAAAUUAAUAAGUAUCUUUCAAUAAAUGUAUCACCUUCGGAUCCAUUACCAAAAACCAUUUGCAACAACUGCUUGGAACGACUUGAAAAUCAACAUAGAUUGGUGAUGCGCAUCGAACAAGCUGCUAAUUUUCUAAAGGGACAAUGAGAUGCUGAUAACUUGCUGCUUAUAAAUUUAAUGUCAAGUUACCUUGGUUUUUUUUACCAAAAUGGUUUUUGUAUAAAUGUAUUUGUUGUGAAGUCUCAAGUGCAAUUUCUGUAAGCCAAAAUGAAGGCACACAAUGUUUAUAAUUUUAGAGGUUUACAUUCCAGUCACAGGAAUGAACAUACUGUAUGUUAAUUUAAGUAUUCAUAUUGUUUACAUUAUUUUAAAAUUAGCUUAAUAUACAAGUCUUGCAAACUA